This is a messenger RNA of Solenopsis invicta (red fire ant), 5738 nucleotides long. It is a transcript of the gene mu2, whose product is annotated as major antigen. The record is from RefSeq and is a predicted model, not a curated record. Gene Ontology annotation, biological process: positive regulation of transcription initiation by RNA polymerase II. Gene Ontology annotation, cellular component: nucleus. The transcript is spliced from 8 exons. Bases 229 to 5724 code for a protein of 1831 amino acids. Gene Ontology annotation, molecular function: protein binding. Lineage: Eukaryota; Metazoa; Arthropoda; Insecta; Hymenoptera; Formicidae.
UAUUAUUAUUAAGUCUUAAGGCGGAAGCACACACUUUUGCAUAGCUGCAUAACCAUGUGCAUAAGGAAAUUGGUCUAUUAGCAAAUGCAUAAAGAAAUGGACCAAUCAAUGUCUUUUUCCAAUUUAUGGUUAUGCAAAAGUUAUGUUAAAAUAAAUGUCCUCUUCGUAUCGGUGCUGAUUGAAUAUAUUAAUUACUUGAACAAAUAAUACUUAGUAAUACUGACAACAAUGGAUUUCGUGGCUACUCAAAUUUGUGAGGAUGAGAAUUUUUCGUUUACUCAGAGAGUUUCCUACGAAAAAGGAGAGGAAGAAUCAGUGCAGGUUGGAACAUUAAGCAUCGAUGGCAGGGACUACCAAAUAAAAAGAGGGAUCACAAAAAUUGGUAGACUAAAUAGCUGUGAUAUCUUUAUUGACAAUGUAACAGUAUCAAAUCUACAUGCAGAAAUUGAAGUUAGUGGAGGCCAAGGAUUAGCUUGGAUCUGUGAUCUAAAUUCUUCCAAUAAGACAAAGCUUAAUGAUACAAUACUACGACCUACUCGUUUUUAUGAACUCAAAGAUGGAAGUGUUCUUAAAUUUGGCUUAGUGUCUGCGACUUAUCGUAUGUAUCGUCCAGUCGACGAUACAAUGAUACCAGAAACGCCUGCACCAUCACGGCAGAAAACUAUGAGUACAAUAAUCCCAAAUACACCAGACUCUUCUCUCAGUAAUUCCUUCAUUGGUGUGGACAGUGAUGGAUCCGUUAUUCUUGGAACUCAGAAAGAUGACAGAAAUUGCAUCUUUCGACGGCCGCAGGUUCUGCAACAAUCUACAGGCAUUAGCAAAAGAAAUAGCUCGUCUACAUCCUCCAUGAACGAAAGCAAGGAUUCGCAAGGAAUUGCAACCAUGUUACAUACAUCGGAUACUAAUGUUAGCGAUAAUCAAGUUGAUAUAUUUAAUGCAGAAACGCAGGCAUUUGAGGAAGUAUACAAAACGAAAUCAAAUUCCAUUCAUGAUAUGGAAACGCAAAGAUUCUACACAGAUAGAUCCGAACGUCUUAUUGAAGUUAAUACCAAAGCUGGCAAGCAGUUGUCAAAACUAAAUAUUCGAAAUAAAACUACUGACAGAUCUGUAAUCCACGAUAAAGAAACGCAAAACUAUAUAGAUGAUAUUAGUGAAAUGGAAACUCAAAAUAUUGAUAAUGUAACGGGUAAGAAGUUUAUGACGGAUAUUUAUGCCAUGGAAACUCAAGUUUAUGUUCAUGAUACUGACGAAAGGGGCAGCGGUGCUCGAAAAUCUGAAACUGGCAACGCUCGGAUCAGACGCGAUAUUUACGAUUUAGAGACACAAAAAUUUGGUAAUGAACCUAUUGCAAAAGAUAUAUCUGACAUGGAAACUCAAGUUGAGACAGAUGGUAUAGCAAGCGAGAUUAGUAAUAAUCGAGCUAAGGAGGAUGAAGAUAAAGAUGGUACGGCGAAUACCGUUAAGGACGGAACAAAUCACGAGAACGUUACCAAGUCUCCGAAAUCCAGAUCUAGUAGUCCUGGAUCUCUGAAUUUAUCUUCACCAGGAAUUGAAGACUGUUCUUCCUCACCAUUAAACCAGAGUAGUCAUUUGCUUGAAUCAUCGGAUUUGUUAGAGUUUUUUGGUGAAGGUAUUGAUAAGCAAGAGAGACUGCGAGCGUCUAAUAUGUCUACGCCACUUACAAAAGUGUCAUUGAAAAAGAAUAGUGACAUGCAAAACACAGUGAACAACGAAAAGGACAACGACGAGGACAUUUUUAAUGCUCCCACUCAACGCAUCAAUCAUAACUUUGAAGCUUUACUAUCGGAUUCCGAGACCGAUAAGGAAGAUGCGCUUACUUCAAAGAAGCUUGGAAAGUCUCGAUCGGAAUCAGCCAACGAUGAUUCGGACACGGACGCAGAGGAAUACAUUACAGAACUUGCUAAAAAGACGCGUGAAUCUUUAGGAACAGUAAAUGAACCAUCUAAUAAAGAUGCAAGCAACAGAAAUGAUCCUGGCACGAGUGUCGAGUCCGAAGAUAUAUUUGAUGCACAAACGCAACGAUUGGAGGAUUUUACUACGAAUAUAUUGAAUUCUUCGAUUAAUCAAUCACACAAAAUUAACGAAAUUAAUAACGCUAUUGAUUUGGCAGCCACGCAAAUUAUAAGCAAUGUUGACAAUCACACAAAUACAUCCGCGCCAGAUGUUAAUAAUAAAGCGCCUACUCAUUCUAUUUUAUCGCAUAAAACUUCCCCAAAAACGGUGAUUAAUUCUAAAAACUUUGCGUUGAAAAGUAAUCAAAACGACACGGAUGUAAUAACCGCGCGUAUUGUUGAUGGAAAAUCUGUCGAUAGUUGUACAAAGCAAAAUCUUGAUUGCGAAGAUGCAGAUUACGAGCUUGCGCCUACACAAAUACUCAGCGAAAUUGAAGAAAAAAGAAACUCCACUCGCGAGAAAGGUUCUUCUCGGGUGAAUUUAAACGAUACUAUUGAACAAGAACUCAAUAAAAUGUUUGACGAUGUAAAUAACGAUAUGAGUAACAUUCAUGAGUCGCCGCAUAUGUCAACGCAAUAUCUGGAAGAUAUUCUGGAAUCAUCGCAACGUGAUGACUCUGUUAAUAAAUCCAAGAUUGACAACAGAGAUACAGAUAACGUGCUAAAAAAGCAAUCAAAUAAAAAAAGUCAUGCACCUCGUGAUUCAACACCUCAACAUUCACAUAAUUUAUUGAGUAUCGAAGUAAGUACGAAUAAUGUAAAUAAGGCGAAGACUGAAUCGCAAGAAUCAGACGUUUAUUUUUCUACUAUUACUACGAGACGAAAGAGAAAUGUUUUGAGAGAUACGCAAGAGCUCAUAGAUUUCAUUGAGGAUACAAAUUCUCAUCAGAUUAAUUCUUCGGAGGUGUCUAAAGUGAGUAAUAAAAAAGCUGUAGAUGAUAGUACAACCAUAGAAUCUCAAGAGAAGAAAAGAAAAAAAAGAAUCUCAAAAGUGGAAAACAAAUCCGUCACAACUAUGGAAAUAUUAAACGAUAACAACGGUAAAACCGUCUCGAACGAGAAAAGUUUUCGAAGUUUGAGAUCAAAACAAAAAGACGAAGCCGUAUCGCAAUCAAGCGAUCGAGUCUUGGGAAAAAAUCCAGUUAAAGUUGAUGAUACAGAAGAGAACACGUCGAUUUGCACACCUUGUCCAUUGGUAUAUGAACAACGUGCGCAAACGUUGGAUACAUUGUAUGAGAGUGACGAUGACAUUCUGACACGUUUACCAGCGGUCAGAAUAUCGGGAACACUUUCAAAUCCACCAAGUCCUUCUGCGUCAUCGACAUCGACUGUGCGCAGUAUAGAUCUAAGACCUAAACUUGACAACGCGAAGAAGAAAAGAAAAAGAGGUGCUCCUUUGAAAAGAAAAUCACUACGCGAACAGAAUCUUAAAAACUCAGAAAAAAACGAGCCUUCCAUUGAUAAUCAUUCAAAACCGCCGUCUUCAACGACUGAUAAGAUGUUUGACAAAAUAUCUGACAAGAUGUCAGAUCUCGUAGACACUUCUGAUGAUUCUGACAGCGAAACUAAUAAACGAUUUCAACAAAUGGCAAACAGAAUGUUGAGUAACGAGCUCGGUUGCCAGAAACGGCAGAAUAAAGAAACUAGGAAAAAUGCACGCAUUUCACAAGAUGUGUCGGAGGAAGUAGGACCAAAUCAGGAAGCAGAAUCAAAAAAUCCCAAACUACUUCAAGCACAGACUAAUUCAAGAAUGACACGACAUUCCAGUAGACAAAACGAUAAAAGUUCGUGUGAUAUUCAAAGAGAAACUCGCGCGAAAAGUAAAACCUAUGGAGCCACUUCUACAAAGUUAGAAACGAAAUCUAUUAUAACUAAAAGAAAAAUAUCUUCGAACGUGAUAGAAGAAAGUGUGGAGCUAGAUACUUUGAAGAAACGUAAAACAACUCAAGUCACUGAGAAACAUAUGGUUUCUACACGCAGUCAAAGAAGUGCGAAGAUUACAACCGACACUCAGUCUUCAAAUAUCCUUGAGGAUUCUAUUAAAAAUCGUAAAGAUUCUUCGACGAUUCAAAAUAUGAAAUUUUUCAAAGAUAAUAAAUUAUCUAAGAUUGCAUCGGAAGAAACUCAACAGACCUUAAAUACAAGAACAGAAGGAAAUGUCGAUCUUGGAGGAUCCAACGUUAAACGAAUCGGACAUACGAGUCAAGUUACAACACAUAUUAAUGACACAAUUGCGAAUGAAAGUAAUAAGAAAAAUAAGCCGAUUCAAGUAAAAGGAACAGAAACGCAGAUAAGUCAAACGCAAGACAAGAUUCUAAGAGUUGUACUUAGUCCUAUGAAAAGUCCCGCGAAUGAUUCAUCGCAGGAAGUUGAAAGGAUUAUGGCAAGUGGUCCAAGUAACGCAAAGGAUAGGAAUUUAUCGCUUAGAAAAAGUAAUAAGGCGAAAAUAUUUCAAAAACAAUUAAGGACCCGAAGCGGCAAACAAUCCAAUUCGGACACCGAAACAGAUUCUGCUUUAACUGAGAAUGUGUCCUCUUCUAUCUCAAUAGAAGAUUCGGAUAACACUCAAUUUGACAAUUCUGCGCCGAGACGUAAACGCGGUAGACUUCCGAAAAGUUCAGUUUCUUCAUUGCCAGAUGCACAAGUCUUAAAAAAGCAAACAUUUAAAAAACCCACUCGUAUCGAUCAGACUUCUGCAAGUUCGAUUUUUGAUUCUUCCGUGAAAAAUACGAUGUCGUCUGAGACAGAAGAUUCCGAUAACAUUCAAUUUGACAAUUCUGCGUCGAGACGUAAACGCGGUAGACUUGCGAAAAGUUCAGUCCCUCCGCUGUCAAAAGCACAAGUUUCGGAAAAAGAGACAUUUAAAAAACCCACUCGUAUCAAUCAGACUUCUGCAAAUUCGAUUCUUGAUUUGUCCGUGGAAUAUACAGCUAAUGUGAGUAGUAUAGAAAGUGAUGCUUCGACAAGCUCCAGAUUUUCAAAAUCGCAAGUAACAAGCGUCAAAUUGAAGAAGAUGAAAUUGAAUAAAAAUACGCACAAACCAAUUGAUGAUGAUGCUUCUUCAAGUCUAAAUACAAGUGCAGAGAGUACAUCGUCUCUUCUUUCAACACCUACUAGAGCGCGCAGAAGUGCAUCUGUCUUGAGCAAUUCCACGCCAUCCACAAUAAAACAUAAAAUUUUGUUUACAGGACUAACAGAGGAUUACAGUAAGAUUGUUAAAGCAUUAGGUGGAAGCAAAGUUGAAGAUUCGGCAAAAUGUACAGUUUUAGUGACAGACAAAGUUCGCCGAACGUAUAAAUUUUUAUGCGCUUUGGCAAAGGGUAUACCUAUAGUGGCGAUCGAUUGGUUAAGAGAUAGCGAAAUAGCUAAGCGGUUUUUAGAUUGGGAAAAUUAUAUAUUAAAGGAUCCCGCCGCCGAAGCCAAGUUUGGCUUUAGACUAAGGAAGAGUCUUGAUAAAGCUAAGGAGAAAAAAAUGUUGGACGGUUACGUUGUUGUAUUGACGCCGAGUGUCGCACCACCGCCUAUAGAAGAACUAAAAGAUAUGGUGUUGUCUUGUGGAGGAAAAGCUCUGUUACGCCCACCAACCAAGUGGCCUGAUCGAGCAGUAAUUUUAUCUCGUGAGGAAGAUUUACCAAAUGCAAAAAAGUUUCUUGCUAAAGCACCGAACACUGUUACAAUACAAUCAAUAGAAUUUAUCUUGACUGGUAUCUUAAGGCAAGAAACUGAUUUCGACAAGUAUAAAUUAAAGUGAAUGACUAGUGGUAA